GAAAGAGUAAGAAGAAGAUUAUGAUUUAAUGGUCAUAAUGGAGAAGUGAGUGAUCAAAGCACCUUACUUUAGGAGGACUUCUUACAUAUACAUAUAUAUAAUUAAAUAUAUUGGUUCACGUGAUCACAGGACAAACAUAAAGUGAAGAGAAAAGAAGAAACAAACAAAAAACGAAAGAAAAGAAAAGACCAAGAAGACAAGUGAAGUGAACCACCCACACCCACACCCACUCUUUAAUUAACCUUUUUUCUAUUUUUAAUGUUACCAAACUCCUUCUUCUUAUUGUUCAAUGAAACAUAACAGAAGAAGAGGAAGAAGCAGAAAGUAAUUGAUGGUGAAAAUGAAUGUGAUGGUGGUUUUGCUGGUAAUGGGAUUGGUCAUCCAACCUUGUCAUUCUCUUGAAAAGGAAAAGGAAAAGGAAAAGGAAAAGGAAAUGAUGAUUAAGUUAUGGCCAAUGCCUAAGGAUGUGAAGUUCAACUCCACAUCCACUACAACUCUGUUGGUUGCCUCUCAUUUCCACCUCAUUACCCAAUAUAAAGACUCCUCCUCCAUUCUCAAGGAUGCUUUCCACAACCUCAUCAAUCUCAUCAAUCUCCCAUCUUCUUCUCUUUCUACUCUUAAUUCCCAAUAUUACCUUCUUCAUGGCUUAAACGUCGUCCUCUCAUCCACCCAUGACAACCUUCAAUACGGAGUCGACGAGUCUUACAACCUAUCCAUUCCUCAUCCACACUCCACUUCCAUUUCCAACAAACCUCUUUAUGCAUAUCUUAAGGCAAACACCAUCUACGGUGCUUUACACGGACUACAGACCUUCAGCCAACUAUGCCGUUUUAAUUAUAUAACCAAAACAGUGGAAGUCAACAGAGUUCCCUGGACCAUUAUUGAUGAACCCAGAUUCUCUUAUAGAGGCCUCUUGAUUGAUACAUCUCGACAUUAUCUGCCUCUGCCGGUGAUAAAGAGUGUCAUUGAUUCCAUGGCCUAUGCAAAGCUGAAUGUGUUGCAUUGGCACAUUGUGGACACACAGUCUUUUCCUUUGGAGAUACCUUCGUAUCCCAAACUGUGGAAUGGUGCUUAUUCUAAUGCAGAAAGAUAUAGCAUAGCAGAUGCCACACAAAUUGUCAGCUAUGCUCAAAGACAAGGCAUUCACGUAAUGGCUGAAAUUGAUGUUCCAGGACAUGCUAAGUCAUGGGGAAAUGGGUACCCAUCUCUAUGGCCAUCUAAGGACUGUCAGGAGCCCCUUGAUGUUAGCAAUGACUUCACCUUCAAGCUAAUUGAUGGAAUUCUUUCAGACUUCAAGAAGGUCUUUAAAUUUAAAUUUGUACACUUGGGAGGUGAUGAAGUUAACACAAGUUGCUGGACAACCACUCCUCAUAUAAGAAAAUGGUUAAGAAGGCAUGGUAUGAAUGGAUAUGGAGCUUAUCAGUACUUUGUAUUGAGAGCACAAAGUAUAGCACUAUCUCAUGGAUACGAAAUUGUUAACUGGGAAGAGACAUUUAAUAACUUUGGCAAAAAAUUGAGCCCAAAGACUGUGGUACACAACUGGCUUGGAGGUGGUGUUGCAGAGAAGGCAGUUGCAGCUGGGCUAAGGUGCAUUGUGAGCAACCAGGACAAGUGGUACUUGGAUCAUUUGGAUGCUCUAUGGCAAGAUUUCUAUUCAAACGAACCGCUCGCAAAUAUCAGAGACCCCAACCAACAAAAACUAGUUAUGGGUGGUGAGGUAUGUAUGUGGGGAGAACACAUUGAUGCCUCGGAUAUUCAACAAACCAUAUGGCCCAGAGCUGCUGCUGCUGCAGAGCGGUUAUGGACGCCUUAUGAUAAGCUGGCAAAGGAUCCGAGGGAGGUUACUGGAAGGCUUGCACACUUCAGAUGUUUGCUGAAUGAAAGAGGGAUUGCAGCUGCUCCAUUAGCUGGACCAGGUAGGGUUGCUCCUGAGGAACCUGGUUCUUGCUACCACCAGUAAAAUCAUCUUUAUAUUUAUAACAUUCACAUUCAUUUGAUGUCAUGUUACUAAUGUGAGUAUAAAUAUUUUCCCAUUAGAUGAGUUUUGCUUUGUGGCUGGGACACAACAUUAUAAAAACCAUCUCUUUUUACUUGUGCAUAGCAAUUAGGAACAGAGAAAGCAUCUCUUUUAUAAUAUAACAGUGAAUAAAUUGAAAGGCCUCUGUUUGCACCAGAUA
This is a messenger RNA of Cannabis sativa, 2177 nucleotides long. RefSeq names its product beta-hexosaminidase 3. The record is from RefSeq and is a predicted model, not a curated record. Gene Ontology annotation, molecular function: beta-N-acetylhexosaminidase activity. The coding region runs from base 332 to 1960 and encodes 542 amino acids. The transcript has 12 exons. Gene Ontology annotation, cellular component: membrane. NCBI's taxonomy places the organism in Eukaryota, Viridiplantae, Streptophyta, Magnoliopsida, Rosales, Cannabaceae. Gene Ontology annotation, biological process: glycosaminoglycan metabolic process; carbohydrate metabolic process.